UCUCUUGCGUUGCUCGCGUGCGGUUCGCAGUUCGCAGCUGAAAUUUCUGUUGCCCAUUCGUUGGUGUCGCUCGUGCGUCUGUGUACGACGGCCCCGCCGGCACCGAACCGAUCUAAGUUUUUUCGAACGGCAAUAAACAAAUGUCCGAUGCAUAAAUCAAAAAACAACGCGCACAACAAAGUGAUUUUCGCACAGAAAUAGAAUCAAGCCGAGCGCUAAAAUACUCACAUAAAUCGAAAACGUGCGCACACAAAAUAUACAACAACGAAAAAAUAAAGAAAAGCAAAUAAGAGAAGAGAAAAGUAAAAGAAAAGCAAAAAGCGGCGACAGCCACUGAAAAGUUUUUUAUCAAUUUUGCGUCUGGUGUUUUGUUGUUCUAAUUCUUGUUCUUGUUCCUGUUGUUGUUGUUGUUGUUGUUAUUAUUAUUUUUAAACCUUGUACGCAAUUAAUUUAAGUCGCGAAAGCGGAAAAUUUUGCGCAAAAGAUUUGCAACACGUGUUUAUGGUAACAGUGCGUAUGAAAAUUUGUUGCCUGUCUGCGCGGACGCAGCUAUUUUCGUUUAUGCCCCACACACAUACUAAGAGGAGGUGUGUGUGUGUGUUUAUGCGCGCGCGUUAAAUGAAAGCGCAUGUGAGUGCGUGUGUGUGUGCGUGUGUGCACAUGUUUUGAAAAUUCGCUAAUAAAAUUUCGACAAACACAAAACUUCAACGCAAAUGCAUGAAACAGCAACAACUCAAACAACAGCAACACGGAUACUCGCAGCUGCGACAGUGAUACCUAAUAGAGACAUAUUUUACAAGGCACAGCGCUCAAAAUAUCAAAGACAAGCGAAACCCAAUUUCCGCUAGGCAAUCAAUGCAUUGAGCUGCUUUCGGCAUAGACUCAACGCACAUAGCCAGAUCCCUGGCCUAGAGCUGAUCGGCUCCUUAACGGAUUUGCAAGAGAGAAGAGAAAAGGAGACAAAUAUGCUUCAGCAUCCCGCCACAGACUUCUACGAUUUGGCUGCGGCCAAUGCGGCUGCGGUGCUGACGGCCCGGCACACGCCGCCCUACAGUCCGACGGGGCUGAGUGGGUCGGUGGUUGCGUUGCACAACAACAACAACAACAACAACAACAGCACAAGCAAUAAUAACAAUAAUCUCGAUAUGUUGACGCACAACGGUGGAGGCGGCGUGGGCGGUGUGGGCGUGGGUCUGGGCAGCGGCGGCGGCGGCGGGCUGAGUGGCGGCAUCAAUGCCAGCGGACUGCACCUGAGCAGCGGCGGCAGCAACGGCGGCGCCACAGCUACAGCCGGACGCGAGGCACUGCCCAGCUUUGGCUUCACGCAGGAGCAGGUGGCCUGCGUGUGUGAGGUUCUGCAACAGGCGGGCAACAUCGAAAGACUGGGCCGCUUCCUUUGGUCGCUGCCACAAUGUGAUAAACUGCAACUGAACGAAUCUGUGCUGAAGGCCAAGGCGGUCGUCGCAUUCCAUCGUGGCCAGUACAAGGAGCUGUACCGGCUGCUCGAGCAUCAUCAUUUCUCAGCCCAGAAUCAUGCCAAGCUGCAGGCUCUGUGGUUGAAAGCGCAUUACGUGGAAGCCGAAAAACUGCGCGGAAGACCUUUGGGUGCUGUGGGCAAAUAUCGUGUUCGCCGUAAAUUUCCAUUACCCCGCACCAUUUGGGACGGCGAGGAGACGAGCUACUGUUUUAAGGAAAAAUCCCGUUCAGUAUUGAGAGACUGGUAUGCGCACAAUCCGUAUCCAUCGCCACGGGAGAAACGCGACUUGGCCGAGGCCACAGGACUGACCACGACACAGGUUUCCAAUUGGUUCAAGAAUCGACGACAAAGAGAUCGCGCGGCCGAGCAUAAAGACGGCUCUACGGACAAACAGCACUUGGACUCAUCCAGCGAUUCGGAAAUGGAGGGCAACAUGCUUUCCAGUCAAGGCGCACAACAACAACAACAGCAGCAACAACAUGCUAAUGCACCGCACCUCGCGCAUCACUCACAACAGCAGCAACAGCAACAGCAGCAAUCGCCCAGCAGCAGUAACAACAACAACAACAACAGCAACGGCAACGGCAACAGCAACAGUUUGCAUCAGCAUCAACAGCAACAGCAGCAGCAGCUGCAGCAGCAUGUUGCCGCCGAGCAAAGCCUGCAACAUCAUCAGCAUCAGCAGCAUGUUGCCAAUGCAGCGGCCGCCAGCAAAAGCAGCGCUGCUGCCGCCGCUGUCGCUGUCGCCGCCUCCCAAAUGCCGCCCCUCUCUGCCGCCGUUGCCUACUCGCAUCUGCACAGCGUCAUGGGCGCCAUGCCCAUGUAUGAUAUGGGCGAGUAUCAGCACUUAUGAUUCUAGUUGGAGGCUGCUGCUGCAGCCAGUAGCAGCAGCGGCAACAACAUCAACAAUAACAGCAACAACAAC
Messenger RNA from Drosophila mojavensis, 2402 nucleotides. RefSeq names its product protein sine oculis. The transcript has 7 exons. The record is from RefSeq and is a predicted model, not a curated record. Gene Ontology annotation, cellular component: nucleus; transcription regulator complex. Gene Ontology annotation, biological process: regulation of transcription by RNA polymerase II. NCBI's taxonomy places the organism in Eukaryota, Metazoa, Arthropoda, Insecta, Diptera, Drosophilidae. Bases 966 to 2330 code for a protein of 454 amino acids. Gene Ontology annotation, molecular function: DNA-binding transcription factor activity, RNA polymerase II-specific; RNA polymerase II cis-regulatory region sequence-specific DNA binding.